Solenopsis invicta (red fire ant) is the source of this 2244-nucleotide messenger RNA. RefSeq names its product U1 small nuclear ribonucleoprotein 70 kDa (gene snRNP-U1-70K). NCBI's taxonomy places the organism in Eukaryota, Metazoa, Arthropoda, Insecta, Hymenoptera, Formicidae. Gene Ontology annotation, cellular component: precatalytic spliceosome; U1 snRNP; U2-type prespliceosome. The record is from RefSeq and is a predicted model, not a curated record. Gene Ontology annotation, biological process: mRNA splicing, via spliceosome. Gene Ontology annotation, molecular function: mRNA binding; U1 snRNA binding.
GAUCGCCAUUUUGCUUCGUCAAGUGCCGAGAUGAUGCCAUGAUGCCGUCGAUCCCGUUUGUUUUCCUUAUAUAGUGAAUAGAUUGAUAGUUGCGGUGCAGUGAUUUGUACAUUUUGUCAGAAUGACGCAGUUUUUGCCACCGAAUUUACUGGCACUAUUUUCGCCGCGCGAACCGAUUCCGUAUUUGCCACCUGCCAGCAAGCUUCCGCAUGAGAAGAAGAAUGGUGGUUACACCGGCGUCGGGACCUUCCUCAAGUAUUUCGAGGAUCCUAAAGAUACCCCUCCACCUCUACGUGUAGAGACUCGAGAAGAACGUUUGGAGCGUAGACGAAGAGAACGUGCAGAGCAAGUUGCAUAUAAACUUGAACAAGAAAUUGCAGUAUGGGAUCCAGCUGGCAUUUCCAAUGUUACAGCAGAUCCUUUCAAGACUCUCUUUGUAGCUCGAAUUAAUUAUGACACCUCAGAAUCCAAACUAAGACGAGAAUUUGAAGUAUAUGGACCGGUAAAAAAGAUUGUAGUAACGCAUAAUACAAUUAAUGGCAAGCCUAGGGGAUAUGCUUUCAUUGAGUAUGAGCAUGAAAGAGAUAUGCACUCGUGGUGGCCGCUGCCGGCAACUAGUGCCGUUCACUAUUCCAUGCAAUCCCUGAACCUGCCUGAUAAGAUAGCUGCAUAUAAGCAUGCGGAUGGUAAGAAAAUAGACGGCCGCAGAGUAUUAGUCGACGUCGAGCGGGCGAGAACGGUGAAGGGUUGGUUGCCUCGGAGACUCGGCGGUGGCUUAGGCGGUACUCGUAGAGGCGGGCCUGAUGUCAACAUCAAACAUUCGGGACGGGAAGAUAAUGAAAGAGAACGGGAGCGGUAUCGUUUAGAACGUGAAAGAGAAACCACGGGACGUGGCCUGGAUAGAGACAGGGAUCGCGAUCGUCUGGAUAGGGAACGUCGUAGAUCGCGCGAUCGUAAACGGAGAACUAGAAGCAGAUCACGUGAACGCAGACGCAGGCGAAGUCGUGAUCGAUUGCCAGAUCCUGAUAUCGAGGAGAUCGAACGUCCACGCGACAGAAGGGAUCGUGAUCGCGAUCGCGAUCGGGAUCGCAAAAGGCGACGAUCGCGAAGCAACGAUCGUGAUCGCGACAGAGAUCGUAAGCGAGACAAGCGGGACAGGGAUCGUGAUCGUCGGGAUAGAAAGGAUCGUGGUGAUCGUCAGGAUGAAGAUACGAAAGAAAUUCGUAUCAAGGAAGAACCGUUAGAUGAUUAUCCAGACUACAGUAACACAUUUACAACAUCAGGCUCAUAUUUCACCGCGGUUAAAUACGAAGACGAUAAUGAUCAGGAAGUGGAAGAGAAAUACCGAAUUCCAGAGGGUCGUCCUGACCCGCCUCCGUAUAACAAUUAUGAUUCCGUACAAAAUUAUUGAUCUCGAACAAUACAUGUUCCAGUGUAUCCCUUUUUUCACCAUAAGCCACUACCGCUUUAUUUUAUCGUUGUAUUGUCUACUGCUAAACCACAAUACUGACAAACUAGCUCUUUUAAGAGCGAAUUGCAAGUUGGACGCUCUUCAAUUAUAUAUAAAAUAUUUGGACAAUUUAUAUAUAUAUAUAUGGAUGUUGCAAAAGAAUUACAUAAGUUAUUUAAAAUUUUCAAUUUUAAACUUCUGAAAUAAUUUAUGCUACUAUGAAAAUAAGAAGAGCGAAGAUAUGAAUUUAUAUUUAGUAAAUUUUAACAUAAAAGGUCGUAAAAGAUUGAAUAUUGCUAUAUGUGUUAUGCGAUAUAAAAACAGCUGAUAAUUUGUACAAAUUCCUUUAUUAUCUUUAAAAAAAGUGAAUAACAUUGAUUAAACUUGCAAGAAAUUCACGAGAAUUAUAUAUAAGUGCAACAAUUUAUGUUCUGAUUUGAAGUAAACCAUCUUUUUUCCCUCUUUCUAUCAUUGAUGAGAUUAUGUUUACAGUGAAAAAAAUCAACAUUAAUAAAAAUGAAUUAAAGAGCAACUAAUGAUUGUAGCAGAUAAUAUGAAACUUUACGAUAUGAAAAAGAGAACUUAUACUUGAACAAGAACUUAUAAUUGAUUGAAUGCUACGCUGUUCAAUAAAACAAUAUAAUUUAAGUAUCGUUCAUCUAUAUGUAACCGCGUGUGCAAAUACAUACAUACACACACACACACACACACACACACACAAAUUGACUUAUGACUACUACAUGUAUAUUUAUAUGUGAAGUAAAAUAAAAUAUAAAAUUAACUUGUUACACAUA